AUGAUGGAAGCCAGUGAUAGCGAUGACCCAGUGUCAGCCAGUGUAGCCAGUGUUGGGCAUUCAAGGUCGCAGUCACUCAGAGAUGUACUUAGCAACCUCAAUCCUAUGCACAGACAUGACACCAGUCCACACAAAAGUGAUGAUAAAGCUACUGCAACCAGAAGAGCCUCUCACACCAGCUUUGAGCUGGACGUAAGCCUUAUAAGUAGCGAUGACCAAGAUGGCGACGAUAUGAUUAGCCUGGAUUCCGGGGACAUAGAUGCUUUGGACAGUCUGGAUAUAGGUAGGAUUAGUACCGGAGGUCGGUCUGAUCGAUCAGUGCAUAGUCUGGAUGUGAGCGGUAGUACUAACCACCUGCACGGUAGGCAGAUUGGCGGGGAUAGCAGCGUCGACGAGGGUGUGUUAGUCAGGGUAUGUGGUUCAGGUAAUGAACUCAUCGACGGUCGACAUACGGUGGAUGGCAUGGAUCCCUUAUUUAUACCUACAAGUGAUACCGAGUGCGCUACUGCCCAGGCAGCCGAGGUGGAUGAUGUCGCCGGGAAUGGAUUCGCGUCUGUCACAACGUAUGCACAAGCAAGCUAUGAUAGCGCUAAGAAGAACGAGGAUAACACGACAGAUAUAAUAGAUGUCCUGGGCACAAGCUUGGACAAUGCGAUGAUUCCUACUAUGAGCUAUGGGGCCACGAAUGGUGCCGAUUCUGAUAGUGUGUCCGAGCCAUUUGCCAUAGAUAGUUGCCAUGGCGACGAGAGCAGUGAUACUGGAGAGGUGGCUGUGUCACAUGGGGAGCGUCUCUCACUAUACGGUGAUAAUACGACCGAUGAUGUCGCUACAUUACAG
Sphaeroforma arctica JP610 is the source of this 837-nucleotide messenger RNA. RefSeq lists its product as hypothetical. The record is from RefSeq and is a predicted model, not a curated record. The transcript has a single exon. NCBI's taxonomy places the organism in Eukaryota, Ichthyosporea, Ichthyophonida. The annotation marks the transcript as partial.